Astyanax mexicanus (Mexican tetra) is the source of this 4177-nucleotide messenger RNA. RefSeq names its product insulin-like growth factor 2b (gene igf2b). Gene Ontology annotation, molecular function: growth factor activity; hormone activity. The coding region runs from base 258 to 920 and encodes 220 amino acids. The transcript has 4 exons. Gene Ontology annotation, cellular component: extracellular region. The record is from RefSeq and is a predicted model, not a curated record. NCBI's taxonomy places the organism in Eukaryota, Metazoa, Chordata, Actinopteri, Characiformes, Acestrorhamphidae.
AACUUUUUGCCUGUCGCCUGAUUUUUGGGACAGCUUCACACACCCGCGCACGCACGCACAGAGUAACCAACACAUACACAAACCACAACGCUCGAGCAGCAUCUGGGAAACUACCUGCAACUUUCUUCUUGACCAAAUACGACCGCAGUAUCCUGUGUGUGCGCGCGCGCGUUCUUGUUUUUUUAUCAUUAUUAUUUUCUACCUAUAUAUAUUUUUCUUUUUUUGGUAUUUUGAAACAAACUUCCAACAGCACUGAUAUGGAGGAACAGCAGCAGCAGAAGAAGCAGCAGCAACACAGCUACCAUUCUGUUUGCCACACCUGCUGGAGAACGGAGAGUGCCAGGAACAAGGUCAGAAAGAUGUCCGCGUGCAGUCGGUGGCUGGUGUGCGCGCUGGCUCUGUCGCUGUGCGUCUUGGAUAUGGCUUCAGCCGAGACGUUAUGUGGCGGAGAGCUGGUGGACGCGCUGCAGUUCGUGUGCGAGGACAGGGGCUUCUACUUCAGUAGACCAAUAAGCAGAGCGAACAGUCGGCGUACUCAGAACCGCGGCAUCGUGGAAGAGUGUUGUUUUCGGAGUUGUGACCUUCAGCUGUUGGAGCAGUACUGCGCCAAGCCCGCCAAGUCAGAGAGGGACGUGUCGGCCACUUCCCUUCAGGUCAUAUCCAUGAUGCCAGCAUUAAAACCGGAUGUCCCAAGAAAGCACGUGACCGUGAGAUAUUCCAAAUACGACCAGUGGCAACGGAGGGCCGCCCAGAGGCUACGGAGGGGCAUCCCAGCCAUCUUGCGAUCCAGGAAGUUCAGGCGGCAGGCGGAGAAGAUCAAGGCCCAGGAGCAGGCCAACUUCCACAAGCCUCUCAUCUCGCUUCCCAGCAAGCUCCCUCCAGUAUGGCAUCCCACAGAAGACUACGUCAGCCCCAAGUGAAUCCAGGAUAGUUUGCACAGAGUUGGAAAAGAGAAAAAAAGACUAGGGGAUCAUAGCUUUGUAUCUGACGUCAUUUCUGUGGCAGUCCUCUAUAUCCCUGCAUCCCUCCCAUCCCCCACACACAUGUUCGCACUCUUCCAGUCUUUUACUCUUGCUGUUUCAUUCACCACCACAAAAAGGCACAUCACAAACGAGACUGAAAAAAAAAGAAAAGAAGAUGACGCUUUGGCUGACUGUAAUCGUUUAGGUGGAUCCUAAAAAUAAGGAAGAGGAGCAAAGGAAGAAAAGAUGAAGAGAGAGAUACGUGGCUUGCGAAAAAGGUCAAGAGGACACCCCUGCAAAAGUGGUUUUGUCGGUUUCGGAGGACAUCAAAACUGCUAGCACGAACAAAAAAAACAAGCAUUCCACAACUUCCUCCCGAGACAGAAGUAUCUCUCAGCUAGACCUUAUUCUUUUAGUUACUUUGCACCGCUAACUAUAAAGGGACAUCCACACUGUAAGGAAUUGUUUUGUAAAAAUUUAGAUUCCUGUUCCAGCACCUUCUAAUCACAAACAAAAAGCAGAGAAGAGUCUGCAAAUUGCACAUUGCCACGGAUUACGUCAAAGUUCUUGUUAAGUAAAUAAAAAAGGCACUAUUUUUUUAUGGACAAUGAACGUGUAGCUCAAAAAAUGUCAUGGUGCUAGCUUUGUGAACGGACUCAAAGAAUAGGAGGUUGGAAAGCACGUUUUUUUUUCUUUGAAUAAUUAUUAAACUUUCCGUUUUAAGGAAAGUGUGACUUUUACAAGGAGAAAAAAAGAGCAUAUCGGCCGUGGCAGUGCGUGUAGAGGACGCCGCCGCAUGCAGCUGUGUCUGAGUGAUGCAUGGGGUUAAAUCAUGCAGCAGUCACGCUGUGUGCCCCUGGUUCCACUGCUGUCACUGCGGUCAGUGGAUGGGAGCAGUGUGGGGACAGUAAAGGGAUGACGUAAAGGCCUGGACUUGGAGAGCUAGUCUCUGUUCUACCUUGGCUGCAAAAGCCCUUGCCUUGCACUGCAGGAAGUGGGAGUUAAGGACUUGGAAUAAGUGGGAUGAUUUUUUUAAUUUUUAUUUUCUGUGUGUCAUUUCAUGAAGAUGUUUCAAGGAAAAAGGAAAAAAAAGACCUGUUCAUUUUCUGGUACCGUGACAUUCCUGUCGUUGCAAAAUAGGCAUUUUUUUGUCUUUUCUUUUCUUGUCUGUUUUUUUUUUGUGAUAUUUUACAGUUCUGAAGGCACAAAUAUCAAUUCAAAGGGAAAAAAUCGCAAUAAUGUCAACUAACCUUUAUUUUUAAUGUUUAUCAGUAGUAUUCACAUGCUUUUGCCUGAAAACAAAUACUUGAAUAUAUAUAUAAAUAUAUUAUAUAAAAUAUGAAUAUGAAAUAUAAAUAUAUAUAUAUCUAUAUCUAUAUAUAAUUAGUUUCCAGGGACAUCAUGUUAUAUUCUUUUAGUCUGAGCUGUAUCUUGCGUAAUGAGCCGCCAAGCUUUUGUUUGUUUGUUUAAGUACAAAUAUGGGCACUGUAUAAAGGCAUUAUUUAUUUUGUUAUAAAAAUAUAUAUAUGAAAAAAAUUGGUCCAAAUACAGUAAUAUACGUAGCACUGAUGCUCAACUGAUGGAUUUUAUUUUAUAUGCUCUCCUUUUCCCAUUUUACUUGUAAUGCUUGUUUUGUAGAUGCUUUGUACCAAAAAUAUUUCUUUCUUUUUUUUUCCUUUCUGUUUUGCCACGGAGCUAUUUAAAAAAAAAAAUCAAUAUUUUAACAGCAGAAGUACCCUGGAUUGCUUAGGCAUGUCAUGUCACAAAAAAUAGGCACAUAAUCUGAAGACUCUCCGUCUUUCUCCUCUCAUGGCUUCUCUUGCAUGGCUUUUUGAUCUGCCAAAUGGAUUUCUGUUAUUAAAAUACUCAAGCUUGACUUUUAUCACACCAAGUUCAAUAUGCAGUGAUUGUACUCAGUUGUACUCAACAGACAAUAAUUUAAACCAGUUCAUGUGGACUGGAAAUGGAAUCGGAGCUGGCGAUCUGCCUUUUGUUUUGUUUUUUUUGUUUUUUUUUAAAGUGGGGAGGGGGGUGUUUUUUGCAGUAUGUAUAUAUGAGUAAAUCAGCGUAGGAGUUGUAUAGGAGUUAAGCGUUUGUCACAUGUAUUGGAUUUGAGUGGUGUUAAAGUAAAAGUAACCCGAGUCGUAAGCCAGUAGCUGUAAUGAGGCGUAAUGGGGGAAACGGUCUCUUUGCACCACGGGACAGCUUUGUAGUGGAGUCACAGAUCAGUGUAAAGGGCAGCGUCUAGUAACACGGUUAUCCUCCAUGGCUCAGCAGCGAUUGACAGGGGAAGUGUUCAGCCUGUAAGUGAGCACUGAAGGGCAGUGAGGUGAUGCUUCCUCAUCGCUGCUGAGGUCACUCAGAGGGGGUGCUUUAUUAUAAUAAUGGAUACGUCAUUGUCUGCCUCCCUCUGACUCUCUGUCUUUCUUCAUCGCCCUACAUCCUGCCUUGGCUGGAAACAGGUUCCUCCUUCACUCAUCAAGGAAUACCAAUCUUACUUCAUUGCUAAAGGGCUACCUAACUGAACCAUCUUCGACGCAGUGUUAUACUCAGGAAGAAACGGUUUAUGAGGAUCUCAUCCUCACUCGAGACAGAGAGCAGAGGAACAGAGAGCCAUUAGGAGCAAUCCUGUGUUUUAUUCCCCCACUCACUCCUCAACUCCUCGGAUAUUUCCCACGCUUAGACAUGGAGAAAAAUGGAGAAUGAGCCAGUACUACUUUAACAGACCAUAUUACAUCACUUAAGAUCAUGAAGCCACUACAGAAUGACUACAGUCUACAGUAUACCACUCUGCAUUUACAGUCUUCAUCAGUAAUCUGUCUGGUUAUCCAUAUCAGUUGUGUGAUAAAGCAGUGCAAUUAUUAUUAUUAUUAUUAUUAUUAUUAUUAUUAUUAUUAUUAUUAUUAUUAUUAUUAUUAUUAUUACAUCUUCUGGAGACAUAACAAUCUUUUUCUACUUCCUGCUAGGACUGCAUCCACUCUUUUUUUAUUUUGAACAGGCUACUUUCUGUGUGAAUGGUGUAAAGAAAAAAAAAACGUUCUUUGCGCUGAAAUAUGAAGGGAUCCUUUGCCUGUCAAUGCAACAUAUUAGUGUCAGUAGCCCACUCAGCCUGUGUGUAUUUUUAUUGAUUUAACCUCUGCACGCUAGAAUGUCCGAAAUGCACAAUUCAUGUACUUUCAUUUUUAAUAUCAAUAAAGAAAACAUUUUAUCGAAUA